This is a messenger RNA of Mizuhopecten yessoensis (Yesso scallop), 2478 nucleotides long. Its product is annotated as 78 kDa glucose-regulated protein-like. Gene Ontology annotation, cellular component: endoplasmic reticulum chaperone complex; endoplasmic reticulum lumen; membrane. The record is from RefSeq and is a predicted model, not a curated record. The transcript has 7 exons. Lineage: Eukaryota; Metazoa; Mollusca; Bivalvia; Pectinida; Pectinidae. Bases 125 to 2098 code for a protein of 657 amino acids. Gene Ontology annotation, molecular function: ATP hydrolysis activity; ATP binding; ATP-dependent protein folding chaperone. Gene Ontology annotation, biological process: protein refolding; endoplasmic reticulum unfolded protein response; cellular response to unfolded protein.
UGAAUUACACACGCACAUCAUAAGAAGAAAUUUGGACAGGUUGAAUAACAAGUUGGAAAGCUCUUCAUAUCAUACUACUUGAAAAAACCCACGAGGAACGACUGCCUACAGUAGAGCCAGAGCGAUGAGGAACGUAGUCUUGUGUGUCGGACUGGCGAUGGUGAUAGCUGUGUCAGCAGCUGUAUCUAACGGCGGGAAAACGGACAACGUAGGUACUGUGAUCGGGAUAGACCUCGGGACCACGUACUCAUGUGUCGGAGUGUUCAAGAACGGAGGCGUAGAAAUCAUUGCUAACGACCAGGGAAACCGUAUCACACCCUCAUAUGUGGCCUUCACCGAUGGAGGUGAACGUCUGAUUGGAGACGCCGCAAAGAAUCAGCUGACCAGCAAUCCUGAGCACACCAUCUUUGACGUCAAACGCAUGAUUGGUCGAACCUGGGACGACAAGUCAGUCCAGAAUGACAUCAAGACAUAUCCUUUUAAAGUUGUAAACAAGGGUAACAAGCCCCACUUAGAAACCUCCAUUGCUGAUGUGAAAAAGACGUUUGCCCCAGAAGAGAUAUCAGCCAUGGUAUUGUCCAAAAUGAAGGAGAUAGCCGAGAGCUACCUUGGUGAGACGGUACACAAUGCCGUAGUCACAGUGCCAGCCUACUUCAAUGAUGCCCAGAGACAGGCCACGAAGGACGCCGGUGUCAUAGCGGGCCUCAACGUCAUGAGGAUCAUUAACGAACCAACUGCUGCAGCUAUCGCAUACGGUCUUGAUAAGCAGGACUCGGAGAAAAACAUCCUGGUGUUCGACCUUGGAGGCGGCACGUUUGACGUAUCCGUCCUGACCAUAGACCAAGGUGUGUUCGAGGUCUUGUCCACCAAUGGCGAUACUCACCUGGGCGGGGAGGACUUUGAUCUGCGCGUGAUGGACCAUUUCUUCAAGGUGAUAAAGAAGAGGACUGGUAAAGACAUACGACAGGAUUCCAGGGCUGUACAGAAACUGCGUCGUGAGGUGGAGAAGGCCAAGAGAACACUGUCCUCCCAGCAUCAGACCAGAAUUGAGAUCGAGUCUCUUUUUGACGGAGAAGACUUCUCAGAGACACUCACCAGGGCCAAGUUUGAGGAGCUCAAUAUGGACUUAUUCCGAAAUACACUUAAACCCGUAAAAAUGGCCCUGAAGGACGCCCAUUUAGAGAAAAACGAGAUAGACGAGAUCGUGCUGGUGGGCGGGUCCACUCGGAUCCCUAAGGUUCAGCAACUGAUUAAGGAUUUCUUUGACGGAAAGGAGCCGAGCCGUGGAGUAAACCCUGACGAGGCCGUGGCUCAAGGGGCAGCUAUCCAGGGCUGUAUUCUGAGCGGAGACGGGUGCAGUACCAACUUAGUGGUGGUGGACAUAAACCCCCUUACCCUCGGUAUCGAGACGGUCGGCGGGGUCAUGACUACACUCAUACCACGAAACAGACCUGUUCCUAAUAAGAAAUCACAGAUAUUUUCGACCGCCGCUGACAACCAACCAACCGUGACUAUUUCCAUAUACGAAGGCGAGCGAGCCAUGACCAAGGAUAAUCAUUUGUUGGGAAAGUUUGAUCUGACGGGGAUCCCACCAGCUCCAAGGGGUAUCCCUCAAAUAGAAGUCACAUUUGAAAUCGAUGUUAACGGAAUUCUGAAGGUAACAGCCGAGGAUAAAGGAACAGGAAUCAAGAAUGAAAUAGUUAUUCAGAAUAAUAAUGACAGACUGUCACCCGGUGAUAUAGAACGGAUGAUAACAGAGGCGGAAAGAUUUGCCGACGAGGACAAACAAGUGAAAGAGAGGGUAAACGCUAAACAUGAACUUGAAAGCUACGUUUAUUCAUUAAAAAAUCAGAUUGACGAUAAAGAUAAGCUUGGCGGUAAACUCGGUGAGGAAGAUAUGUCAACACUUAUAGAGGCCAUAAAGAAAGCAAUUCAAUGGUUCGAAAGUCAUUCGGACGCAGAUACAGAGGAUUUCAAAUCACAGAAGAAGGAGCUAGAAGAUAUCGUGCAUCCGAUCAUGAGUAAGUUGUACCAGAGUACAGGAGGAGCGCCGCCCCCACAGGAAGAGGGGGAUUAUGUGGAUCAUCCAGAGCUAUAACGCAAUCGUUGGUGCAGCUGAGUGCAUACAACAGUGUAUAAAUGUAUAUUGAUAUAUUUUAAUGUGCUCGUUAAAUAUUGUUAUCUAUUGUUAAAUUUCAACAUACAUAUCCGAGAACACCACAUUCUCAUUAGUGAUUUGAAUGUGUGAAUGAUGAUCCAUUGUUUUUGUUGACAUGCUCCUUUUUCUCUUUCUUAAACUGUGAUAUUUAUGCGAUUUUACUCAAUGGAGGCUGUCUAUGUUAAAUGUUGCUGUUUCUGACGAGGUGUCUUAUACAUACACGAUGGAUCGAACACCUCCUGUUUGAAUGGGCGUAUAAAACAGAUGUUUGUCGAUAUCUUUAAUACUAUUUUUACGUUUAUAUAUGAUUUGUUACGAAA